AGGAGAAAAAUAAAAGAGUUUAUUAUGUGAAGAGUGGGUCUUUUAUCUUUUUUGGGGGGAGGUUUUUGGCUUCAAGGCGAGCCAUUUAAAGUUGCUCACCUUUUAUUGCCUCUCGAUUGACAAUGCCCUUUGCUCUUCAUCCUUCAUCGCUCGUGGGUUUCCUUCUCUCUCUCUCUCUCUUAUUACAGUUGAACUGAAAAAUGAGGUAAAGGACCUCUUUGUCCCAAUCUGAAUCUGUAGUUUUUUACCCACCCCCCACUUUCUUUAAUGUUAAAAGAUUGCCUGCUUCUUUUCAUCAUUGGAUUCCUAUCGUUUCCGGCUUCCUCAAAAUUUUUCUGUUCCUGGGGUUUCUGCUGAGGGUGCUUUUCUUGAUUGGGGGUUGAAAAAGUUUUAGACCUUUUACCCUUCCUAGUGCUCUAGAUGCCAUUACUUCCUACUCAAAUGAUUGCAAUUAUUAUCCCUUCUUUAGUUUUCUGUGGCGUAAUUUCGCGGUAACAGUUUGUUGGGUCUUUUCUUUUUGAGGAGUUCUCCUUCUGUUUUGAUUCUUCUCCCUAAAAUUCUCUCUGGGUUUUUCUUUGGGAUCUUGAAGAUGGGACUUUGAGGAUAUUUAUGAGAUGGGUUUUGAGUAAUUGUACAAUUUAUCGCUCCCCAAAAUCAUUUUCAUGAGGGUUCUCUCUUGCAAGCCCAAAUGCCUUUCCGUUUGCUUCUCUGAUUCACCAAAAAGCCUCGAGUCUCCUCCCGCUUUGAAAUUUGAAGAUGCCCAUCAAAAUGAUUCAAACCAGUCUCCAGUUUCUGAUGCUCUGGAGGAGCAACCGGUUGAGGAGGAUAUUGAUGAGGGUGAGAGGGUUGAGUCUAGUGAUGUGAAGUUUGAGAUUUUGCCAAAGAGCAGUCUUAAGAAAUCAUCGGCGUCGGGAUCAGAGGAGAGGCCAAAGGAGAGGGUGAAAUGGAUGGAUUUUGUUGGGAAAGAGCUUGUUGAGAUUAAAGAAUUCGAACCUGUUGACUCCUCAGAGUCAGAGGAUGAAGGUAGAGGCAACCAAGCAUGUGUUUGCGUCAUACAAUAAUAAUCCACUUGAUUCCAUCUCUGUAAAUUCAUGAAACAUAUUGGAGAGCUCUCCCUUUGCCCAUUUAUUUGCCCUUUAUUUAUGUAUGCAUUAUUCUUUUGGUAUAUAGGGCAUAGAAGUUAAGUUUGAGUGUAUGCACGGAGAGAUAAUAACGCUUCUUACGAUGAGAUUAAAUUCGACCUGUUGUCUUCGUUUUCCGUCUUCAAAUGUUUGUAAAAAUUAGUUACUCAUUUAUGCAUCAAUUUGCAAAUUUAUUUUG
This is a messenger RNA of Asparagus officinalis (garden asparagus), 1320 nucleotides long. RefSeq lists its product as uncharacterized. NCBI's taxonomy places the organism in Eukaryota, Viridiplantae, Streptophyta, Magnoliopsida, Asparagales, Asparagaceae. The coding region runs from base 663 to 1061 and encodes 132 amino acids. The record is from RefSeq and is a predicted model, not a curated record. The transcript is spliced from 2 exons.